AUGGAGCAAUCCUUAGAAUGGGCCAACCUGUCUGGAGUCCAGGAGUUCGUCCUGCUGGGACUUUCCUCUGACCAAGGCCCACGGGAUGCCCUGUUUGUGGUCUUCCUGGUGCUCUACCUGCUAACGCUCCUGGAGAAUCUGCUCAUCAUCUACCUCACCCACAGACACAGCGAGCUCCACAAGCCCAUGUACUUCUUCCUGGGCAACCUCAGCUGUCUGGAGAUGAGCUAUGUAUCUGUGACCAUGCCCAGCCUGCUCGCGGGGCUGUGGGCGGGACCCUGCCACAUCCCCUUCACUGCAUGUAUGACCCAACUCUUCUUCUUCAUCUCCCUCAUCAGCACCAAGUGCUCCCUGCUGGCCUGCAUGGCCUAUGACCGCUAUGUGGCUAUCUGCCUUCCACUGCACUACCCACUGCUUAUGCGACCCCAGGUCUGCCUGGGCCUAGCCCUUUCCUCGUGGCUCGGUGGGCUGCUAGUGUCGGUGAUCAAAACAUCAUGCAUUGCCAGCCUGUCCUACUGUGGCCCCAAUGUCCUCAACCACUUCUUCUGUGACGUGUCCCCUCUGCUCAACCUGUCCUGCAUCCAUGUGACUCUCAUAGAGCUGGUGGACUUCAUCUCAGCCAUUAUCAUCUUCUGUGGGUCCCUGCUUGUGACCAUCGCUUCCUAUGUGGCCAUCGGCAGGGCCGUGCUCCGCAUGACGUCGGCUGCUGCCCGGCACAAAGCCCUGUCCACCUGCGCGUCCCACCUCAUUGUGGUGGGCGUCUUCUAUUCCGUGGUCCUCUUCAUGUACUCCUGGCCCAGCCACCCCAACCCCACAGAUCUCAUCAAGGUGCUUUCGGUCAUCUACACAGUGGUCACACCCAGUUGCAGCCCCAUCAUCUACUGUCUGCGCAACCAGCAGGUGCGGGCAGCUCUUCGGAACACCUGCACCCCGUGCCCAGUGUCGGUGACCAGGGCUGAUGCCUCCCACCUCUUUCAUGUCCACAAACAGAUCCACGCACUUCAGGAGCCAGUAGAAGUCCAGAGGAAAUCUCAGCCAUGCCUUGUAUGA
This is a messenger RNA of Sorex araneus (European shrew), 1050 nucleotides long. RefSeq names its product olfactory receptor 5-like. The coding region runs from base 1 to 1050 and encodes 349 amino acids. Lineage: Eukaryota; Metazoa; Chordata; Mammalia; Eulipotyphla; Soricidae. Gene Ontology annotation, molecular function: G protein-coupled receptor activity; olfactory receptor activity. The transcript has a single exon. Gene Ontology annotation, cellular component: membrane. Gene Ontology annotation, biological process: G protein-coupled receptor signaling pathway. The record is from RefSeq and is a predicted model, not a curated record.